AUGUCUGUGAAGGCUCUACUGAUGUGCUGGCGAUUUGUAUUGGGGAUAGGCAUAGGAGCUGAGUAUCCUUUGAGUGCGUGUAUUGCCGUCGAAUGGAGCUCACGGCAGCACCGCGCCAAGAUGCUAAGUGCUGUUUUCUUGAUGCAGCCACUUGGACAAUUUUGCGCAUAUGGAGUUGGCCUCGCAGUGCUUAAUGGGCUUCAAUACCAGUAUAGCCUGGACAGCACGGGUGACGACCCGGGCGGCAAAAGUCGAAUCGGCAUCGACAUACUCUGGCGAAUUGUCACGGCAGUCGGUGCCCUGCCGGCGCUGAUUGCGUUCUCGUUCAGGUUUUUGCUACCUGAAUCUGGUCGCUACAUCUACGACGUCGAGAUUGAUGCUAGGCGAGCUAUCAGAAACACUAGGAAGGGCAUACGUGACCUCUCCCUUGCCAACAGUAGAUCAAACUCGCGCGCCAUCAAUGCAUUUGGACGGCAGCGAAUGGCUUGGGGAAGAGAACGGCAUGGGACUAUCCCACCACCGACUGAGCUGCCGAUCUAUCUGACAGAUGUGCAGCUUGGUAACCACGAUCGGCCUUGCAGAGGGACGCAGCGUCGCGGCACCAGGCAAUCGGAUCCGGAAGCGGAAAUGCUGAGAAUCGGCGAGUUGAGACAAGAACCACUGGUCAGGGCGCGCCGAUCUUCCGUAGCUGCUGAGGACCAGAUGAAUCUUGCCGCCAGGGCUGCCAAUUCAAUGCCAGAUGACCGCCAGCAAACCACGGGAAUACAUGACCCAGAUGAGCAACUUGCUGCCGCGGACGAUCAGUUUGACGAAGAUGAAGUGAAGCUCACGCAGUUCAAAGGGCAGAGCUGA
Molecule: messenger RNA, 852 nt
Organism: Recurvomyces mirabilis
Lineage: Eukaryota; Fungi; Ascomycota; Dothideomycetes; Mycosphaerellales; Teratosphaeriaceae
Exons: 2
Coding region: 1-852 (283 amino acids)
Biological process (GO): transmembrane transport
Cellular component (GO): membrane
Molecular function (GO): transmembrane transporter activity
Source: RefSeq, a predicted model, not a curated record